Molecule: messenger RNA, 2094 nt
Organism: Aspergillus bombycis
Lineage: Eukaryota; Fungi; Ascomycota; Eurotiomycetes; Eurotiales; Aspergillaceae
Product: rRNA-processing protein MPP10
Exons: 1
Coding region: 1-2094 (697 amino acids)
Biological process (GO): rRNA processing
Cellular component (GO): nucleus; Mpp10 complex; sno(s)RNA-containing ribonucleoprotein complex
Source: RefSeq, a predicted model, not a curated record
AUGGCUGGUUUUGCAACGGAUCCUGCCCUCAACGCAGCAUUAUCUGCUCCCUGGGCGUUUCUAUGUCCUACAUCAGAAUUAAACGACACCAUAGUAGGAUCGGCAAAAUAUUUCCUGGACCCUCUUGCUCUUUCGAUUAGUGACACCCAGUCGGCUCGUCAACGACACAAUAGGAAACGCAAAAGAUGCGAGGAAGACCUAGACCAAAACACCGACGUAUUGCAACUAAAGCAGUUAUUCGUUGAGGGGUUUGGUUCCGAUCAAAUUUGGGAACAAGCACUUAGAAUCCUUGACUCAGCCGGACAGGAAGUCCAACGUGAUUGUACGUUAACUAUUCGACAUGCUGACCACUCUAUAUCGGAGGAACAUUUCACAUCUUUCGAGGGCUCAGAUUUUGCAGAUGAAAGCUCCGAAGACAGCGAGCUGGGUAGUCAUAUAGACGGUGCCAGGGAUAUGUCAGAUGUCGACGAGGAAGUCAGUAUGGCGUCCGAUCUAGAUCUAGGCGACUCGGUACAUGAUGCACUGGAUGCCCGAAGUGUUGACGAGAUUCUGGACGAGAAAAAUGACUCUAGUGAAACUGGAAGUGAUGGGGAACAAUCCGACACGUACAAAGAGGACCCUUUUGGGUUGAAUGAUGGAUUUUUCUCAAUUGAUGACUUCAACAAACAAUCAAAACUAUGGGAAAGCCAAGACACUCGGGGUGGCCCAGAUAGUGAAUCUGAGAGUGAUGAAGAAGUUGACUGGCAUGCUGAUCCCCUCGCCACUGGGAACAGUAGCGCUCCUUUGAAGAAAACGUCACCGUCAAAUGAGACCAACAAGGGUGUCAAUGAGGAUGACGCAAGCGAUGAGGAAGGGCCAACAUUCAACAAUGUCAACCUUCAGGAUGGGCUAGACUCAGAUUCAGAUGAUGCAGAUCCUGGUACUGCACAUGGGGCAGAUUGGAUCAAUACUAGUGAUAUCAAAUAUUCCGACUUUUUUGCGCCGCCACCCCGAAAGUCUACAACCAAAAGGUCACGCCCUCUCCCAAAAACCCAGCCAGUUGCUGCAAUCAACAGUAACGAUAUAGAUCGUGCAAUGGCCGAUGUACGACGCGAUCUAUUUGAGGAUGAUGCUUCAAUUGAGAACAGCGAUGUAGAUGAUGGUGAACUAGAUGAACCUGAAACCCAGAAAUCCACACACGAAAAACAACGUGCACGAAUCGCCGAUGAGAUUCGUCGCCUGGAAGCUGCCAACGUUGCAAAGAAAGAAUGGAUGCUUGCUGGUGAAGCUAGAGCCGCCGAGAGACCAGUAAACUCGCUUAUUGAGGAAGAUCUUGAAGUGGAAAGAAUUGGAAAGCCAGUGUCUGUGGUUACUGCGGAGGUCUCUGAAGAUAUCGAAGGCCUCGUCAAGCGUCGGAUUCUGGCCAGAGAGUUCGAUGAAGUUAUCCGCCGCCGCCCUGGUAUCACUGAUGGCCAGGUAGCGAGAAAGAGCCACUUUGAGCUUGAGGAUUCUAAAGGUCAACAGAGCCUUGCAGAGCUAUAUGAGACUGAUCAUCUCCGAGCUACCGAUCCUAACUAUGUGGAUCCUAAGAAUCAGAAGCUUAUGCGCGAACACGCUGAGAUCAGUAAUCUAUGGAAAGAAAUAAGUUCUCAAUUGGAUACCCUCUCGAACUGGCACUAUAAGCCCAAAACCCCACACGCACACAUCAACGUCGUCACUGAUGUGGCAGCUAUCGUGAUGGAGGAUGCACAACCAACAGCUGGAGGUGCUGUUGGCAGUGCAGCAACUCUUGCCCCCCAGGAGAUCUAUACACCUGGGGCUGAUAGCAAAACUUCUGGGGAAGUGGUUCUGAGGAACGGAUUAUCAAUCUCCAGAGAGGAAAUGACCCGUGAGGAGAAGUCAAGAUUAAGGCGACAACACAAGAAGCAAAAGAAAUCUACCACCGGCGUUAAAAACCGACAGUCAGGAAAGGCAGCUGAGAAGCAACAAAUUGUGUCUGAUUUGAAAAAGGGUGGUGUGAAGUUGAUUGGAAAGCAAGGAGAAGUCACAGAUAUCCAUGGGCAAAAACCAACUGGAACAGGUCCAAGGAGUGGUGCCGAUGCACUAAAGCUGUAA